AGAUAAGAUAAAGUGACGGAAUUAGACACACUGUUAUAUCAUAGGAGUGUUGAAUUAGCUCUGGAAAUUAUAGGACACGUGUCGCUGAGUAAGACUCAGCCGAAAUAUGAAAGGAUCGUUGUGUUUGUGUAUUAUUGCUGUGACACUGGUGCAGGCAGCGUCCGGCUUCAGCCUGUGGCCGACCCACAUACUACAAUCUUUGAGAGAACUGGGUCGACGGUAUCUUCUUGAUAGCUCGUCCGACAAUGGCCCCACUUCCCACGUCAGCAAGGAGUUCAACAUCACGGAGUGUCGGGACCAUAACGACACUGACUGCCACAAGUACGACUAUCAAGUGUGUUACGACUACCAACCCUGGGCUCUUCAACGCUGUGCCGCUUACUGCGAGUUUUGUACCAUUGACCCUAAAUUCACAACGCCGGCUCCACCUUGCAAUGACACCAUCCCCAACUGUCACGAGUUCAACAAGGACACCUGCACCAACCCCAACUUCAGUGACUGGGCUCACAACCACUGCAGGAGCUACUGCAACUUCUGCCACGAAACACACCACCCUAACUACAGAACGACAACUCCGAUGCCCACAACGACAGUGAAGACCACGACUGACGCCGCGUGCCACGACACCAUCGCCAACUGCGCCGACUACGGAAACGACGUGUGUACAGGGAGCUACAAGGACUGGGCCGGGGUCAGAUGCAGGGCUUACUGCAGUUUCUGUGGAACAAGCCCACCACCGACCACAGCCCCUCCAUGUGUGGAUCUCGUAAAGAACUGCAACCAGUUUCAAAAGGACACCUGUGUUAACUCCUUUUAUAAGUCGUGGGCGGAGAAAAACUGCAGAGCCUACUGCGAGUUCUGCAACGUGACCCAAACAACAACACCAGCGUCAACAACAACUCAAACCACCAUGCCAACCACAACUACUACACCGACCACGACUAAGCGGGUGACCUUGUCCCCUUAUGAAGGUCACGGGGCUACCGGCACGUUCGGGGAAUUCUUUUGCGUGUACCACGGCACCGAGUACAAGCAGGAUGAGACCUGGAAGGAUGGCUGCCAGCUGGAGUGUACCUGUGAGGAUGCGGAGUUCAAUGACGUCAGCUGUGCUGACAUAUGUCCUCAUUGGAAUCUGCCGAGCUCCUGUCAGCAAAUAACAGUUCCAGGCAAAUGUUGUCCAACUAUACACUGUAACAUGCAGUCCUAGGAUGGAUGUCAAGAUGAAUGGACACACAAAUACACAGUUGUUCCUUCUGUAUUCAUUUAUGAAUUAAAUACCCAUUUUGUGUGUU
This is a messenger RNA of Haliotis rufescens (red abalone), 1292 nucleotides long. RefSeq lists its product as uncharacterized. The transcript is spliced from 13 exons. The record is from RefSeq and is a predicted model, not a curated record. The coding region runs from base 107 to 1207 and encodes 366 amino acids. NCBI's taxonomy places the organism in Eukaryota, Metazoa, Mollusca, Gastropoda, Lepetellida, Haliotidae. Gene Ontology annotation, molecular function: protein binding.